Molecule: messenger RNA, 1803 nt
Organism: Notothenia coriiceps (black rockcod)
Lineage: Eukaryota; Metazoa; Chordata; Actinopteri; Perciformes; Nototheniidae
Gene: tes
Product: testis derived transcript (3 LIM domains)
Exons: 3
Molecular function (GO): zinc ion binding
Source: RefSeq, a predicted model, not a curated record
CGUAGGAAAAUCUGCAGGAACUGUAAAUGUGGGCUGACGGAGCACAACGUGCAGAUGAUCUCUGAGGAGAACAAGAAGGUGGGGAAGCUGUUCGAGGACACCAAGUACACCGGCCUGAUCGCCAAGCUGAAGACGGACGGCGUCCCCAGCUACCGCGGCAACAUGGUGACCAUCUCCAUGCCCAGCAGCGGCACCGCGUACAUCGUGCCGCCCGGUGCCUCCUCUUCUUCUGUGGUGCGUCCGCCUGCCACCGCUGGUUCUAUGCAGCCAGCAGGGGGCGCUGCAGGUCCAGCAGGGGGCGCUGCAGGUCCAGCAAGGGGCGCUGCAGGUCCAGCAGGGGGUGCUGCAGGUCCAGCAAGGGGCGCUGCAGGUUCAUCAGGGGGUGUUCGUCCUCCAGCAGGGGGCGCUGCAGGUCCAGCAGGGGGUGUUCGUCCUCCAGCAGCCAGCCUCACGCCCCUGAAGGCCAACAGAGUGCCCGUCACUGUCAGCCUCGCCUCAGCCAACACGGUGCCCAGAGACGUGCCCAUGAUGUCCGUCACCUACGAGUGGGCUCCACCUGUCGCCAAUAAGUACCUGGCGGCGCGGUACAUCGAGCUGCUUCCCGCAGAGAAGCGUCCGGUGGCCGGUACCGAGGGAGCCGUGUACCGCCGGCAGCAGAUGGCCCGCCAGCUGCCAGAACACGACCAGGACCCGGCCCAGUGCCACGAGUUGAGCCCCGCCGAGGUCAAGCAGAUGCAGCAGUUCGUCAGAAAGUACAAGGACGAGGCGUUGGGCGUGGCAGACGUCAUCCUGCCCGAGGAGAUGGCUCUGGUUCGGGCCGGGGGAGGAGCUGGAGGGGCUCACGGUGCUGGAGGGGCCGGGUAUGGACCGGGAGGAGUGGGGGCCGGAGCUGGAGGUCCUGGAGCUGGUUAUGGUGCUGCAGCUGGUUAUGGAGCUGGUUAUGGGCCAGGGAAUGCAGGUCCUGGAGUUGGUGCUGGUUUUGGAGCUGGAGCAGGAGGUAGAGGAGCUGGUGCUCCUGGUUCUGCUGGUGCUCCCGGUGUUCCUGGUUCUGCUGGUUAUGCUGGUGUUCCUGGUUAUGCUGGUGCUACUGGUUAUGCUGGUGUUCCUGGUUCUGCUGGUGCUCCUGGUGUUCCUGGUGCUACUGGUUAUGCUGGUGUUCCUGGUUCUGCUGGUGCUCCUGGUGUUCAUGGUUCUGCUGGUGCUCCUGGUGUUCCUGGUUCUGCUGGUGCUCCCGGUGUUGCUGGUUAUGCUGGAUAUGCUGGUGUUCCCGGUUCUGCUGGUAUUGCUGGUGUUCCUGGUUCUGCCGCUGUUCUUGGUUAUGCUGAGGUUUCUGGUGUUCCCGGUGUUCCUGGUUAUGCUGGAUAUGCUGGUGCUCCUGGUUCUACUGGUGCUCCCGGUGUUCCUGGUUAUGCUGGAUAUGCUGGCGUUCCUGGUGCUCCUGGUUCUGCUGGUGCUCCCGGUGUUCCUGGAUAUGCUGGUGUUGCCGGUGUUCCUGGUUCUGGUGUUGCUGGUGCCCUCCCAGGGCCCGGCUCAGGAGCGAUGGGUGCUCCUGGAUCUCAGCAGGCUGGACUCCCACAGCAGGCCUUCACGUGCAAUCACUGCCAGCAGCCGAUGCGAGUUGGCGAGCCGGCGGUGUACGCAGAGCGCGCCGGAUACGAUAAGAUGUGGCACCCCGCCUGCUUCGUCUGCUGUAACUGCAGCGAGCUGCUGGUGGACAUGAUCUACUUCUGGAAGAAAGGCAAGCUGUACUGCGGACGCCACUACGGAGACAGCGAGAAGCCGCGCUGUGGAGGCUGUGAUGAG